GCGGGGUACAUGUAACUGCCGGCAACCUCCGACAGAGAAAAUAUUUGCCACGCCAACUGCAUGCGUCAAGUCGAUCAACGAAGUCACCCCUAACAAAUUUGUGGCCCCAUGGAGCUCGAAAUUCAGGUUGUCGAGGCACGGAACUUGGCCAGCAUCAACAUCCUUGGAAAACCAAACCCGAUGUGUGCACUUGUCAUGGGCAACCAUACCUUCAGCACUAAAGGCAACUCCAAUGCACGAGCCCCAACUUGGCACGAAACCUUUACAAUCCCGAUUACUGAUGCCAACACCGAGAUACUCCAGUUGGUCAUCAAAGAUCCAAACUACGUCAAGAAUGGCUCUGUGAUUUGCAAUUGCGAACUACCCAUCUCAACGUUAUGUCAUGGUCAGACCAAGGACACUUGGAUUCCACUUCAAACAGGCACAAAGAAGGCUGGGGAAUUGCACAUAUUGGCAACCCUACGACAACAACAACCAAACCUACAGCAGAAUGAAGCGACACUAGCAAUCCAACCAAAUACUCAACAAUCGACAAACAAGAGUUUCGAAUUCAACAUCCGCGUGAAGGCCGGCAAAGACCUGUUCGACGCCCAGACGUUUGGCAAACAAGACCCGUUCUGCAAGGUCACCAUCGGCGACAAGACGUUCCAGACAAGGGUGCACGACAACGGCGGCCGCAACCCCAAGUGGGACGAAGCGUUCGUGUUCAGACUCACGGACCCGCACUUGGACCAGCUGACCAUCCACAUCGAAGACUCCAAUACAGUGAGCAACUCGAGCAUCGGGACGUGCCAGCUCCCCGUGAGCAUUUGGUCGGGAGGUCGGUCGGUGGAGCAAUGGUACCCCGUGAACCACGGCGGCAAGCAGCGAGGCGAGAUUCUGCUGGCGGUGCAAUUGGUGGAAGUGUCGGCGACGGGUGGUGCGGCGGUGCCGCUAGCGCUCGCGUCUGGCAAGGGCAAGGCGUUCGAGCUCAGCAUCCGCGUGAAGGCCGGCAAAGACCUGUUCGACGCCCAGACGUUUGGCAAACAAGACCCGUUCUGCAAGGUCACCAUCGGCGACAAGACGUUCCAGACAAGGGUGCACGACAACGGCGGCCGCAACCCCAAGUGGGACGAAGCGUUCGUGUUCAGACUCACGGACCCGCACUUGGACCAGCUGACCAUCCACAUCGAAGACUCCAAUACAGUGAGCAACUCGAGCAUCGGGACGUGCCAGCUCCCCGUGAGCAUUUGGUCGGGAGGUCGGUCGGUGGAGCAAUGGUACCCCGUGAACCACGGCGGCAAGCAGCGAGGCGAGAUUCUGCUGGCGGUGCAAUUGGUGGAAGUGUCGGCGACGGGUGCAUCCGCGUGA
Messenger RNA from Aphanomyces astaci, 1350 nucleotides. RefSeq lists its product as hypothetical. The transcript is spliced from 2 exons. The record is from RefSeq and is a predicted model, not a curated record. The coding region runs from base 109 to 1350 and encodes 413 amino acids. NCBI's taxonomy places the organism in Eukaryota, Oomycota, Saprolegniomycetes, Saprolegniales, Verrucalvaceae.